GCAGACAGAGAGAGCCUUAGCUCUAUGUCCUCGUGACCUGUCAGUGAAGAAACACAAUAAUUCCUCUCCCCUUCCUCCCCCCUCGUCAGUGGAAGACGUGAGAGUUGGGACUAGAGACACUGAUCCUUCCCUUUACCUCCUCUCCUUAGAUGAAGAGAGAAGAAGCAGCCCUGCCUGGGGAGCGGAUGCUGGGAAACAGGAGCCUUCCCACCCUCCCCCUGUUAGGGCUGAGGGAGCGCAGAGAGCUGACUGGAGCCACCCCCUCUCUAGGCAGGGGGAAGCUGCAUGCGGGGGAGCAGGCCUGGAACAAAACCUUGCCUCCGCUUGUGGGCAGAGCCGCGAGCAGGGAAAGCCGGGAAGAGAACAGACGCAUUUCACGCUCCUCAGCUGAGUCACCAAAGCAUAUAAAAUCAAGGCCAGGCAAUCAGAGCCACACAGAGGGGAGGCACGAGGCAUCAGGACUCCCAGACAGUUUGUCUAGUACCAGCUGGUAGUUGUAUACUGGAGUAGCACCCAUACUGCCUCAUACCCCUGUGUGGAACAGAGGUGGCGCAAGCCGCAAGACUGAGAAGCCCAUCCCCUGUGCUGCUGCUCUUCUUCGAGAUCUUGCAAGUUAAUUGAGAGCCUCUUAGCAGCAGCAGGAUGUUUCUGCUCUUGCUCAUCCUCUCUCUGCUGGUGGGAAACAUACUGUCAGGCCCAGUGAGCAGAGCAGAGACUGCAGCAUCCAGGGACGUCACCACCGUUUUCCAGCUGACUCAGGAAGAUUCUUGGAAGACCGUUAACUCACUGGCAUGUACCCUGCAGCUGACCAACAGCAGCCUGACAGCUUUCCCUGUCUGCCUCCCAGAGGUCCUGGAGACCUUAGAUCUCAGCAACAACCUCUUGGAAGAAGUGAACAGCACAGAGAUAGCAAACCUCCCGCAGCUGCGCACCCUCUUGCUAAGACAGAACCAUCUCCAAGCUGUUAGAUGGGGAUCUGAAGCCCUCAGCAGCCUCCAUUCCCUGGACUUAAGCUUUAAUAAGCUGUCAUCUGUGCCGUCAUGCCACACCUCUUCCCUGCCUAACUUGAGAUGGUUGUCCCUGGCUGGAAAUCCACUGAUUGAAAUUCAACCGCUCGCUUUUUCCUGUUACCCUCGGCUGCAGUUCCUGAACCUCUCUGCAACUCUUCUUGGGCAAGAUGACAGCAAAGGAAUUAGGGAGUCUGCUUUUGCCAUCAGCACAUCUCCUCCUGAGGCCAGGAACAGGCCUGGAAACACCAUCAACAUGCUUGAUCUGAGUGGGACCUUUCUUGAGAAAAUUCAACCAGAGUGGACCAGAGACUUGUUCAACCUCAGAUCACUUCACCUGACAAAGAUGUCACGAUUAAGAAGCCUCGAUACUGACUUUUUCAAGUCCAUGCCUCAUCUCAGAGAGCUGAACUGUCAAGACUCCCACUCACUGGGUUUCGUGAGAACAGAGAUGUUUGACAGUGCUCCUCAUCUGAGCCAUCUCUCAUUCCAGCACUGCAACCUGAGUUCCUUUAGUCCUUGGAACAUCAAUUCGUCGGAUAGCAUCAUCAUCAACUUGCAUGGAAAUCCCCUGUCAUGCGAUUGUGGGCUCUCCUGGCUGCUCUCCAAGCCCAAGAAAGUUGUGCUGCAAAAGGCAUCGGACACUUUCUGCAACACACCUCAAGAAGAUUGGGACAGACCUUCAACAUCUUUUUCAUUGCUAGAGCUCUACGAUAAAUGCCAAUCUGAAAGAAACAUCACACUGCCCGACUCAGACACACCCCCUCCUGAAGACAUUGCUUUCAGCGUUACCAGUUAUGAUGCCGGUACUGUAGUAUCAACAACAGACUGUGCUCCCACUACUGUAGCAUCGACAACAGACUCUGCUUCACUACCCAAAGACACUUUCAGCAGCUUCCUAAUUCAGAGGAAUAUAACAGACCCAACUGCAGCAAACCCAACUGAGCAGAUCCUCACCAAGGUCAACAGUUCCUCCCACGAGGAGGAGGCAGUGUCCGAAUCCAUGAGCAAUCCCCCUUCCUUCGUGUCAGUAACCUCCUCCCCGGGUUUUCUCAAAGAGCUCUAUAAUCAAUCCUCAGGUUAUAGCUCCAUCAGUAAAGGUGAAACAGAUCAGAGAGAGUUCACAGCAACCAACGCUGUGUUUCCCCAGGAAGGACUCUUUAACCAGCCUACUAGCGAUUAUUCUACUAGAGCAACAGUCAAUCCAGAUACCAUCAACCAUUAUAUUCAUUCCUUUGCUACUAACACUGCGGAAGGUACAGCACAGAUAAACCUACCACAGCUGAACUCAACAAAGACCGAUGCUCAGUCAGAUCCUGCCUUCACCAGAUCACUGAUACACUAUGUAGAUGAUUAUGAGUACGAUGAUCAGACAACAGAAACCCCAGUGCAACCGGUAUACACCCCCUGUGACUACAAUCCUUGCAGACACCUUCAGAAGCCAUGCAGUGAGCUUCAGAGUGCAUCCCAGUGUUUAUGUCCUGGCAUUUCGAGAGAAGAUGAGGUCCCAGAUCCACCAAGACUCAGAGACGUGUCUGAAGUUACAGACAGCUCUGCACAGAUACACUGGUGCGCCCCAAAUUCAGUUGUUCAUACCUACCAGCUGAUGCUUCAUGCCCAAGGCAAUGAGGAGAGGCAGUUUGUCCUGGACAAUAUUUAUUCCACAGCAAGGCAGUACACACUGUAUAAUCUAUUACCAUACACCACUUAUCACAUUUGCGUGACUGCUUGGAACAAAGCAGGAUCAAGCCAGACAGCAAGUCAGGAAAUGUCAGGUAAUCCAUGCACCAAAUUUAAAACAAAGCCCAGCUACAAGACUGUCUUUGCUGCUCUGUCCGCAGCAAGUGGACUCUUUCUCAUUUCCACUAUUGUAUUGUCUAUAUGUCUGUGUAAGGCAUGUAAAAAGCCUCCUAGUGAGCAAUAUGGUACACACCUAGUCUCUUAUAAGAACCCAGCAUUCGAUUAUCCAUUAAAACUCCAAACAACUAAUUAGCUGCAGGUGAUUGAUCUAUACAUGCAAAACGCACUGUCUUUAUCACUCUAGUGUGUUUCCCUGAGACUCUCAAAAUGUCCUGCAGCAAAACUAGGAAACAACAGACUUUACAGGCCUCAUGUUUCUAAGGGAAGAAAAACACAAAAAAGAAAAAAAAAAAAAAAAGAAGGUAGCUAAA
Molecule: messenger RNA, 3178 nt
Organism: Struthio camelus australis
Lineage: Eukaryota; Metazoa; Chordata; Aves; Struthioniformes; Struthionidae
Gene: LRRN4
Product: leucine rich repeat neuronal 4
Cellular component (GO): extracellular matrix
Molecular function (GO): protein binding
Source: RefSeq, a predicted model, not a curated record